Molecule: messenger RNA, 1498 nt
Organism: Austrofundulus limnaeus
Lineage: Eukaryota; Metazoa; Chordata; Actinopteri; Cyprinodontiformes; Rivulidae
Gene: anp32e
Product: acidic (leucine-rich) nuclear phosphoprotein 32 family, member E
Exons: 7
Coding region: 143-886 (247 amino acids)
Biological process (GO): regulation of apoptotic process
Cellular component (GO): nucleus
Molecular function (GO): histone binding; phosphatase inhibitor activity
Source: RefSeq, a predicted model, not a curated record
UGGAGGGGGCAGGGCGCGAGGUAUCAUGGAGGAUCAGUAGGCAACUUGCGGCCAGCAGAAAAGGGCAGCCACUGCUCUGAUCCCCGGGACUUUCUCAAUUGUUCCUCGCUCGCUUUUCAACAGCCACGACACAUAUUUCGACAUGGAAAUGAAGAAGAGGAUCACUUUAGAGCUGCGGAACCGGAGUCCGGCAGAGAUUGUGGAGCUGGUUGUGGACAACAGUCGCUCAGCUGACGGGGAGGUGGAAGGUCUGACAGACGGGUUCACGGCGCUCGAGUUCCUCAGCAUGGUCAACGUGGGUCUGAGCUCUUUGGCCAAGCUUCCCUCUCUGCCCAAACUACGCAAACUGGAGCUGAGCGACAACAACCUGUCGGGGUCUCUGGAGACCCUCGCGGAGAAAUGUCCUAACCUGACCUACCUCAACCUGAGCGGGAACAAGAUCAAGGAGCUGAACACUUUGGAGGCGCUGCAAAACCUGAAGAGCCUGCAGAGUCUGGACCUGUUCAACUGUGAGAUCACGUCUCUGGAGGACUACAGGGAGAGCGUCUUCGAUUUGCUCCCUCAGGUCACCUACUUGGACGGCUUCGACCAGGAGGACAACGAGGCACCGGACUCGGAAGCCAACGACGAAGAUGAAGACGGCGAGGACGGGGCGGGGCCAACCGGGGACUACGGCGAGGAGGAUGAUGAAGAGGAUGAUGAGGAUGGCUCAGAAGGAGGAGAGGUGGGGCUGAGCUUUCAGGUGAACCAGGGCAAUCAGGAAGAGUACGACGACGAGGAAGACUAUGCAGAAGAAGAAGAGGAACAGGCGGGCGUUCACGGACAGAAGAGAAAGAGAGACGUAGACGACGAGGGCGAGGACGAUGACGAGGACGAAGACAACUAGCCCAGCACCCGACCGCCCGUCUGCGCGUCGUCCCCCCCUCCCGUCUCUGUCUGUUUCAGUCCUCCUGCCGGACCCGACCUCCAUCCGACAGCAGCCGCGCCGCUGCGUCCUGAGAUAGUUGGUUUCAGUUUGUUGUAGAAUCACGUGUUGUUUUUAGAUCAAAUAUAAAAAUUUACACAAAGAUUUUAUCUGAACUUUACCUGCUGGUUUCCCGCUGAAGACUCCACACGUUUCCCUUUAAAGAAAAAACCUGGUCCAGGUUCUGAGUCUGCCUCCUCUCCGAACUACAUCUCACUGGAUGACAAGCCCGGCUGCUGCAGCUCCUCCCUUGAAUCAGGUCCUCAAGCACAGAAGRUCAUCCAGAAACUGAUUUUUUUUUUUAGAUCUUCAGAGACAACUUUUAAAAUCCUGCUGGCCUCCGGUGCAGACUCAGUGUUUGUUCGCUCUUUAAAAUCAAACAAAAAAACAAAAAAAAAAGGCUGGUUGGAUUUGUUUUAAUAGUUUUUAAUCCGUCUCUCAGCUGUGCUUAAUUUAAAACAGAAGAUAAUAUUUUACAGGAUCAGCACAUACAAAUUAACAGUAGCAUCACCAGCAUUAACAAAAAAACAAACA